UCUUACAACUCACGCCGCAAGUAAACACAGAUUUACACAUCCCUGCACCAUUUCGGAAGCGGUCAGUUUGAUUAUCCACGGCUCUGAGAAAUGACCACUAUCAAAGCCAUUUGUUGUAUAGGUGCUGGGUAUGUUGGCGGCCCGACUUGUAGUGUUAUCGCGUUAAAAUGCCCGGAGAUUAAAGUUACUGUAGUUGAUCUAACCAAGCCGCGAAUUGACUCUUGGAAUUCGGAGAAAUUACCGAUCUUUGAGCCUGGUCUUGAUGAUGUUGUAAAGAAGUGUCGUGGGAAAAACCUGUUCUUUUCAACAGAUAUCGACAGCGCAAUCCGCGAAGCUGAUUUAAUAUUCAUUUGUGUUAAUACACCAACAAAAACCUUCGGAUUGGGGAAGGGCCAGGCACCAGAUUUGAAGUACAUAGAAUCAGCGGCAAGACGCAUUGCAGAGGUUGCUGAUGGAGAGAAGAUUGUUGUGGAGAAGAGCACAGUACCUGUUAGGGCUGCUGAAAGUAUUACAAGAAUUUUUGAGGCCAAUGGAAGUAGAGGAAAAUUCCAGGUUUUAUCCAAUCCAGAGUUUUUGGCUGAGGGUACAGCUAUCAAGGACUUGAUGGAACCUGAUAGAGUUCUGAUUGGGGGUGAACAAACCAGGGAAGGAUACAAAGCCAUUGAGGCCUUGUCAUCUGUUUAUGAACACUGGAUUCCUAAAGAAAAUGUAAUCAAAACCAACACGUGGUCCUCUGAGCUUUCCAAGCUGGCAGCCAAUGCUUUCCUAGCUCAGCGUAUCUCCAGCAUCAAUGCCAUGAGUGCGAUUUGUGAGGCGACUGGUGCAAAUGUGUCUGAAGUGGCAAGUGCAAUUGGUCGAGAUACAAGGAUAGGACGGCACUUUUUGCAAGCCUCUGUUGGUUUUGGUGGAAGCUGUUUCCAGAAGGAUGUCCUCAACCUUGUUUACCUUUGUGAGGCAUUAAACUUGCCUGAAGUUGCAAACUACUGGUACCAAGUAAUUGCCAUGAAUGAGUAUCAACGACGGCGUUUUGCCAGUAGAAUUGUGAAUUGCCUGUUCAACACCGUGACUGACAAGAAGAUUGCAUUGCUUGGAUUUGCCUUCAAGAAAAAUACUGGAGACACAAGAGAAUCAGCCAGCAUUUAUAUCUGCAAAUAUUUGAUGGACGAGGGGGCAAAGAUAACAGUUUUUGAUCCCAAGGUUGAGAAAGAUCAAAUCAUGUUGGAGUUGACCCAGCCUUCUAUUUCAGAAGAUCCAAAAAGAGUGGAAAGUCUGAUUACAAUAGCCGAUGAUCCUUACAAAGCAGUCCAAGAUGCACAUGCUCUUGUUGUUUGCACUGAAUGGGAUGAAUUCAAGUCAUAUGAUUACAAGCGAAUCUACGACAGCAUGCUGAAACCAGCGUUUGCCUUUGACGGCCGAAUGAUUCUGGAUCACUGCCAUCUACAUGAAAUUGGAUUCCAAGUAGAAACCAUCGGCAAAGUUGUGUCAUCUGGCUAUAUGCUACCACUCACUCCCCCACUAGCCCCCCCUAAGGAAGAGAAAUGAACUGGUCUCUAUGGGAAGAAGCAAAAAUUUAGCAAACAGUCAUUUAAUGACCUAAUGGUUAUCUGACGCCAAGAGUAAACAUGUUUGUUAUUUUACUUUUUACCAUUAUUUAGAAUAUCACUGGGAUAGAUUUUGCACCAUAUUUUGAAAGCACAUUAUUUAUUUUUAACAAGUGAACUUUUGGGUGCAGUUGGUUAAUUUAAACUUGCGAAAAAAUUGUAACUGUUGACACAAAAGUAUUAGAAUACGCCGCACUUUGAUCAAGCAAAACAGAAUUUGAAGAGCGGAAUUUUGAAGAGGAUGUUACGUUACAAGACUGUAUUCGUAUUUCUGCGCACCAAAGACGACCCACAAAUUCUCAUGCUCGGCUGUAUCUUGAAGUAUUCAAGUAUUCCUCGAAAAUAUAAUUUUAAUGCGAAAUGUGUUUUUCAAUUUUACUCCUACAGGAACAGUCCACAUAUGCUUAGGAGCAGUAAAUUUUCUUUUAAGGAAAAACUUAUUUCAAAGUGCGUAGAUCACGAGACGAUUAAAAUAUUUUGAGUGGUCUUAGCUUAGAGUAGAUUUUUUACAGAUCAUUUUGAGCAAUAUUGGAAAUGUUUUUUUGUGAAUAGAACAAUGUUAUUGUCGUUCUGCUCUUGAAGAGAUAUCGUCUAGACUUGUGUUGUAGCAAAGCGUUGUACAAUUCAUAGAAGCAUUAAAAACAUAUCACUCGCGUAUAGUGCU
Molecule: messenger RNA, 2265 nt
Organism: Stylophora pistillata
Lineage: Eukaryota; Metazoa; Cnidaria; Anthozoa; Scleractinia; Pocilloporidae
Product: UDP-glucose 6-dehydrogenase
Biological process (GO): glycosaminoglycan biosynthetic process
Cellular component (GO): nucleus
Molecular function (GO): UDP-glucose 6-dehydrogenase activity; NAD binding
Source: RefSeq, a predicted model, not a curated record